AUGCAGUGCAUCUACCCUCGUUUGCAGGAGGUGCCGCCUACACCUAGAGCAGCCGAGCACCCGGGCUUCGCGGCGCUCCAGGAUCACGCCAUAGAGUUGUCUCACGCUGCAGCGGCUGACAGACUGGAGGAGCUCCGGGCUAGACAGGACAGUCUCCCGGAUGAGGUAUACAGGCAGCGAAGGGCAAACAUCUUGGCACACCUGUCCAAACUGGUUCCUGGAGCUUCCGGGUCAAUACAAGCGGUGAAGGACCCCGAGAGCGGCGAUGUGGUAUCCGACCCAUCUUUCAUAGCACGCGUUUUAUCUGACCACUGGCAGGGUACCUUCAAGAUCCAGGCUACGGAUCAAACGCUACGGAGGAAAUGGCUGGAACGAUGUCGCGGCAUUUUGACCACAAGCCUCGCGGACCUUACGCCCUCCAUCGAAGACGGGGUGAUCGAGCCGCCGGACGACUUCAACCUAGCUUUCUUGAUAUGCUUGCCGAAGGGGUCUGGCACCGCUCUGCCCAGCGGCACGGAGUGCUACGAGCCGGGGAACACGCGACCGCUGUCAGUGGUGGACGCGAGCAACCGCAUUCUUGCAUCUAUCUUCCGGAGGGCGCUGGAGAAGGGCUGCCCAUUAUCUCCGCUGCUGUUCGCGAUCUGCGCCGAUAUCUUGCUUCGCGAGCUUUCGCGGCACCUGUCUGGGCACGAAGUAGUUAGAGCGUUCGCAGAUGACACAGCUGCAGUAAUCGCAGACUAUUCGGUGGCGGUUCCAGUUAUCAACAAGCUAUUCUCAGAAUUUGAAAAGAGAUCCCGGUUGGCUCUCAGUAUCAAGAAGACAGUGUUUAUCCCAUUGCGGCGCUUUCAGUCGGAGUCCAACGUGAGGUCUCUCAUUCGCGAGUUGGCGCCUCAAUGGAGGGACAUUCUGAUUUCCCUUCGCGGGAAAUACCUCGGUUACUGGGCGGGGCCCGGCGCCGGCAACAUGACAUGGGAGAAGCCAAUCGAGAAAUUCACGAAGCGGGUGCUGAUCUGGGCGCAGAGGCACCUCGGAUUUUUUUUGAACAUCAUUGUUUUCAACACUCUUAUUAUAUCGGUAUUGAGCUUCGUGAUGCAGCUUGAGGACUUGCCCGAGGACAUGGAUGACAUUUUCUCCUGGGCGCUACGUCGUCUGGCUCCGGGCCCUGGAAAUUGGAUCAUGCCUGAAGAUUUCUGCAAUUUAAGAGAGGCGUUCGGGUUCAAGCUUUCCUUCGCUCAACCCCGCUGCGUUGCGCGGGCCGCUAAGCUGCGAGUGAUUGAAACUGUCGCCCCGGAUUGCAAAGAACGCGUCGAAGAACUGCGCAUGCUGGAUGAAGGAGUGCUGCAAGGCCCGUUCGGGAGCUGGCACGCCAACUCUUUCUUCGCUGUCCUGCACCGCACAGAGCAGCAAUUGGAGAACGACGGGAUCUGCCGCAGCCGGAUCCGGUGGUGCCCGCCCAGGGUGGCGUCAGCAUACCUCCGCACGUUGUUCAACGGCUGGGUCACCCGGCGUCGCAUGAAGCACGCCGAGAAAAACGGCGUCGACAAGCCGUGCCAGUGCUUUCUCGGCUGCGAGAGCGGCGACGACAGCAUCGAGCACUACAGUGUAUGUCCGGCUGUGUGGGGCCAUCUGCAGCGCGACAGACCUGUUGGGCUGGGCGUGAAAAUGCCGCCGGCCAUGCUUUCAUUCUUCCUCCUGGACCCGGGAACUUCCGAAGAAGAUGUGCUGCGAUUGGCUCUACUCAAUUACGGCGUGUACCGCGCCACCAAUUACCUCCGGUUUGAGACGACGGACACGGCAGGCCCAGCGGGGCCCGGGGCCCUGCCCACAGAGGUCUGCGGGCGCCUCUCCGAGAGAGCCUGCGCCUUGGCUUGCACGCACGGUGCACCGCCGCCCGUGCCGCUGCUGCGCCUGCGGCGCCGUUGCUGCGACCAGUGGCACCGCGGCGGGCGAACCGGUGGCAGGGAGUCCCGCGCGGCCGUGGCCCGGGCCGCCGAGAGGGCGCAGGCCAAACUCUGCGGCCGAUUAGCUCCAUAUUUCACAGCGGGGGGGGGCCGUCGGACACUCACAUGCUCUCAAAUGCUUAGCUCCCCGAUGGCCGCCCUCCGCGCCCUGGCGGCGCUUCUCGCCCUCGCCGCCGCCGCAUCCGGGCUCCAGCAGGAGGGCGCGUCUGGGGCAGCCGCCGCCUCGGCCCUGCAGGGCCGGCAGCUCCUGGCGGCCAGGGCGCCCCUCAGGAGGCGGCUCGGGCGCAGCGAGGCCCUCGGGGAGAUCCGUUCGCCAGGCGUUGGCCCACCCUUCGAGUCGACGAACGACACAGACCGCUCCGUCACGAUUUCGCAGUGGUACGGGCGCCUCGGCAACAACAUCAUACAGAUGGUAAACGCGAUCCUCUUCUGCCAGCAGUGGGGCUACUCGAAGCUGAUACUGCCUCCAGAUAGGAGCCAUGUUAGGAUAUUCGACCUCCCCGAGAACAUGAAUAUCAGCUACCGCACGCUCGGAAACAAGCUCGAUUGCAAUUGGAACCAUCUCUCCACACAUUAUUUCUUCGGUCGGUGCUUUGCGGUGAACAAGAGGCUCUACCACAGGACGAUCAAGCAGUAUCUGCGGCCGUAUUUCACCGAAAAGACGAUCACAGCCUGCCAGAAAGAGCACGCCCGACCCUUCGACGGUCUAACCAUUCACCUGCGCAGUGGAGACACGGCAAAGUCAACUGCGAGGACCUCGAGCGCCACACAAACUGCCUACGCUUCGUGCAAUUUCUUCGACACGAUUGUCGCCGAACGGAAGUUCGAGGCUGUUCGCAUCGUAACAGAACCAGACCAGUCGCACCCAUGCAUACAUUUAUUACGAGACCGGUUGCCCUCGAUGAAUGUGAGUUUUAAUCUCCGCAAUCGCUCAGUCGAAGAGGACGCCUGUGCCCUCAUGAACGCGAAGUACCUAGCAGUCGGCUCGUGGAGCACAUUCUCGCAGACACUCGAGAUGUUUAACGACAAGUUGGAUAGUCUGUUUUGGCCCGUGCCACCGAAAGGGACGAUGAAAAUGUUGGAUAGUCAUUGCGUUCCUGUCGUCAAUGCAUCAUUAUCGAAGACGUACGUGUAUGAGAUUUCUGGCAUGCAGGGCAUACACAACAAUCUGGGGAACGCAGAGAGUGUCGAGUAUUUCACCCGGAACUCUUCGCAGGGCGUCAAACUGGUCGCCGUAUGUGACCAGGAACGGGAGGUACCCUUUGCUGGGUCCGUGAGCCUGAGGUAG
Prorocentrum cordatum is the source of this 3249-nucleotide messenger RNA. The record is from the annotation of a GenBank genome assembly. Lineage: Eukaryota; Dinophyceae; Prorocentrales; Prorocentraceae.